Molecule: messenger RNA, 888 nt
Organism: Aspergillus pseudotamarii
Lineage: Eukaryota; Fungi; Ascomycota; Eurotiomycetes; Eurotiales; Aspergillaceae
Product: fumarylacetoacetate hydrolase family protein
Exons: 5
Coding region: 1-888 (295 amino acids)
Molecular function (GO): acetylpyruvate hydrolase activity
Source: RefSeq, a predicted model, not a curated record
AUGUCAAAAAUCGCAUCGACCUUUUCGCGCCUUGUGCGCUUUGUCCCUAAGUCAAACCCGUCUAAGGUUCUGAUCGGCGAGCCGGUAGAUGCGCAACUUGACGUCGGAUUGGCUCUUUACCAGGGAAAGGAAGUCUCGGUGCGACCAUUCACCGGAGCAUCCGUCCUUAAUCCAGGCCAGAAGACAGAGUCCACUGAGAUCAUCAGUCGGAUUCUCUCCCCUUUGGCGCAGAAUGAGGUCGGGUCGAUUAGAUGUAUUGGGCUGAACUAUACCUCUCAUGCCGCUGAGAUGAAGCUCUCUAUCCCAGAUGUUCCUACACUGUUCAUUAAGCCAUCGGCGGCUCUCUCGGACCCUUGGCCUGCACCAACCGUUCUUCCCAAAAUCACGCAAGUUGACAACACGGGCGACUAUGAGUCUGAAAUGGUUAUUGUUAUUGGUCGCGAUGCGAAGGAUGUUAGCGAAGCUGAAGCCCUGGACUAUGUCCUUGGAUAUACGGCAGCGAACGAUGUUUCAAGCCGCACGUCACAGAUGAACCAGAGUCAAUGGUGUUUCUCUAAGGGAUUCGACACCUCGUGCCCAAUUGGUCCGGCCCUCGUUUCUGCGGCAUUGUUCCCGGAUGCUAGUAAAUUCCAGAUCCGCGGCCUGAAGAACGGCAAGGUGCUGCAGGAUUGUCCUCUAACGGAUUUGAUCUUCAGCGUGCCCAAGCUCGUCAGCUUUCUGUCUCAGGGAACAACUCUGCCAGCAGGAACUAUUAUCUUGACUGGAACUCCCCCUGGCGUGGGUGCUGCAAAGAAUCCGAAGGAGUUCUUGAGGGAUGGAGAUGAGUUCGCCGUUGAAUUGCUGCCUCACGUCGGAACUCUGGUGACGAAGAUUGAAAACCAGAAAUGA